AGUCGGGAGGAGGAGUGGGGACCGGGCGGGGGGUGGAGGAAGAGGCCUCGCGCAGAGGAGGGAGCAAUUGAAUUUCAAACACAAACAACUGCACGAGCGCGCACCCACCGCGCCGGAGCUCUGCCCCGAUUCACGCCCGCCCCGUCCGUGCGGCGCGCGGGCGGAGACGCCGUGGCCGCGCGGGAGCUCGGGCCGGGGGCCACCAUCGAGGCGGGGGCCGCGCGAGGGCCGGAGCGGAGCGGCGCCGCCACCGCCGCACGCGCAAACUUGGGCUCGCGCUUCCCGGCCCGGCGCGGAGCCCGGGGCGCCCGGAGUCCCGCCAUGUCGCGAUCCAACCGGCAGAAGGAGUACAAAUGCGGGGACCUGGUGUUCGCCAAGAUGAAGGGCUACCCACACUGGCCGGCCCGGAUUGACGAGAUGCCAGAGGCUGCAGUGAAAUCAACAGCCAAUAAAUACCAAGUCUUUUUCUUUGGGACACAUGAGACGGCAUUCCUGGGCCCCAAAGACCUCUUCCCUUAUGAGGAGUCCAAGGAGAAAUUUGGCAAGCCCAACAAGAGGAAAGGGUUCAGCGAGGGGCUGUGGGAAAUCGAGAACAACCCUACUGUCAAGGCUUCUGGCUACCAGCCCUCCCCCCUCCUGCACAGAGCCCUGCCUGCCCGGCCAGUGGGUUUACCCUGGGGCUAAUCCGACAGAGUCCUCUCAGAAAAAGAGCCUUGUGGAAGAGCCAGAGCCUGAGCCUGAAGCCACAGAGGGAGAUGGGGAUAAGAAGGGGAAUGCCGAGGGGAGCAGUGACGAGGAAGGAAAGCUGGUCAUUGAUGAGCCGACCAAGGAGAAGAAUGAGAAGGGGGCAUUGAAGAGGAGAGCGGGGGACCUGCUGGAGGACUCUCCCAAACGUCCCAAGGAGGCAGAAGACCCUGAAGUAGAGGAGAAGGAGGUGGCCACCUUAGAGAGUGAGAGGCCCCUCCCUGUGGAGGUGGAGAAGAACAGCACCCCUUCUGAGCCCAGCUCUGGCCGGGGCCCCUCUCAGGAGGAAGAAGAGGAGGAAGAAGAAGCUGCCAAGGAAGAUGCUGAGGCCCCAGGCAUCAGAGAUCAUGAGGGCCUGUAGCCACCAAUGUUUCAAGAGGAGCCCCCAUCCCGUUCCUGCUGCUGUCUGGGUGCUACUGGGGAAACUGGCCAUGGCCUGCAAACUGGGAACCCCUUCCCUACCCCAGCCCACUUCCCUCUUCCACUCACUCUCCCCCCUCCAAAUCCAUUCCCUGGAGAUUGACCUGGAUGGGGCAAGCCACCUGGCCCUCACCUCCAUGUCCCCCAUGCCCCAGUGAUCUGAGUCAGGGCCAUGUCUUCUGCUCCAUGGGAUCAGAUGAGACUGUUGUGUCUCUCCUCACUUAGAGCUGUUUCUUAGGGGCCAGCUGUUUGACCCCCUGACACUUCUCUUCCCCUUGCCCAGGUAUCCGGAACUCUGGGUGGGUUGGAAUCAGGUAGGAGUGGAAGGGGCUGGAGGUUAAAACAGCAGAGUGGACUCAUGGAGCUUGGAAGAGGCAGUCCUCAAAUUGGGGUUGGAGGAUAGUAUCUUGAGCUCCUAUUCCUUCCUCCCACACCUGUUACCCCAACUGCCUAGAUUCAGGGGAAAUGGGACAACUUAAGAGGGAGGAGCUCCCUUCCAUAAAUCUUGGAUGAUUGACAACACCCAUUCUUCCUUUUGAUGACUCCAGGAAUUCUGGGAGUUGUAGUUUAUCAUUAAGAGAUUUUGGAACUUGCAAGUUGUUUGGGUCAAGAACCUGCUAUCUCAAGGGUUGACUUCACCCAGUGCAGCUGGGAGUGUUGAGUAACUGCCCCCCUUUAGAUCACUGGCCAGAGAAGAGAAGCCCUGGGGAGAUCCAUAACAGCCCCUUUCCCCCUCCCCACAGUACUCAAGGCCAGCCUGCAGUCACAUGUCACCCAGACGUAAAGGAAAAGACACAUUUUUUAGGAAAUGUUUUUAAUAAAAGAAAAUUACAAAAAAAAAAUUUUAAAGAUCCCUAUCCCUUCUUGUGCCCCCACUUUGCUCCUUUCUUCCCCACUGUUGCCCCAUUUCUGAGGUGCACUGGGAGGCUCCUCUUCUGUUUGGGGCUUGAUGACUUUUCAUUUUGUAGCUGGGGCUUUGGUGUUCUUUCCGGUGUCAUUUUCCAUCCACAUACCCUCUUCCUAGCCCCCUCAGUGUUGUCACCAGAUUCAAUUUGUAACCCACUGAGAGGACAGGAAAUAAGUGCCCUCCCCCAACCUGUUUCUGGAGGUCAUCAUACUUCUCUUCUGUCUGUCUCCUUCACCCUUGCCCCUCUCCCUUGGGCUCUGAUGAAAAAUUGCUGACUGUAGCUUUGGAAGUUUAGCUCUGAGAACCGUAGACGAUUUCAGUUCUAGGAAAAUAAAACCCGUUGAUUACUA
This is a messenger RNA of Condylura cristata (star-nosed mole), 2421 nucleotides long. It is a transcript of the gene HDGF, whose product is annotated as hepatoma-derived growth factor. The coding region runs from base 479 to 1105 and encodes 208 amino acids. The transcript has 7 exons. Gene Ontology annotation, cellular component: nucleus. Gene Ontology annotation, molecular function: double-stranded DNA binding; transcription coregulator activity. Lineage: Eukaryota; Metazoa; Chordata; Mammalia; Eulipotyphla; Talpidae. The record is from RefSeq and is a predicted model, not a curated record. Gene Ontology annotation, biological process: regulation of transcription by RNA polymerase II.